CGGGUUCAUCAGAGCCAAAGAUCCCUGACGGCUUUGGUCAUUGGUCAGGUUUCACAUUUUUUUCAUUUCUGGAGGGAGCAGACAAACUAUUUUGAAAACCCCACUCACUAUAGUCCAAUAACAAAGUUAAAGAUGUUGUUCGGUAGAAAAUCAUCCCCCAGAGCUUCCCCUCUUCCAUUGAAGAAGAGCGACGACCCUGGUCCAAUCAAGCCGAAGAAAAAGUGCACUUUGAAGAUGUUGGCAUUGGGGCUGGUGGGCAUUAUGUUUUUCCGAUUUUUCUUGACUAUGGCGGGCCGAAUCGUUUUUAGCACCUUUGUCUUUGUUGCCAGUUUCGACAAAAGCGGAAGCUUGGACCGCUUUGUGAAUCACGCCUUUUAUCAGAUUCUGGAUGGUCUGGAUACACAAGGAGAGCUCACCUGUAUGAAUUGGGGGUAUGUGGACCUCUCUCCCGAUGCCCCCAAAAUUGAAAUGGACGCCUCGGACGAACCCGAGCGUUGGUGCCUCCAAAUGUACAACAAAAUUGCUUCGGCUCCUGGAGAUUUGACGGGUCUUAAUGUGUUGGAAGUGGGAAGUGGACGCGGUGGUGGAUCCUCCUACACCAAACGGUAUCUCCAUCCCGCAAAAAUGACGGGUCUGGAUUAUUCCUCCAAAGCCGUCGAUUUUUUGACCAGAAAAACACGCCAAAAACAUCCCCGGCGUUGACCUAUUUUGCAGGGUAAUGUCCGAAGACUUGCCCUUUGGAGAAAUGA
Molecule: messenger RNA, 749 nt
Organism: Seminavis robusta
Lineage: Eukaryota; Bacillariophyta; Bacillariophyceae; Naviculales; Naviculaceae
Source: the annotation of a GenBank genome assembly